UCAGGUAAGAGUAUCAAUCAAAUCUAAUCAUAAAUAAAGAAGUUAUGGCAAUUUUAGCAAAAUUUAAUAAUUUAACCUUGAGAGUCAAGGUCAUUCAAAGGUCAAGGUAAAAUUCAACUUGCCAGGUACAGUAACCUCAUGAUAGCAUGCAAGUAUUUGAAGUUUGAAAGAAAUAGCCUUGAUACUUAAGAAGUAAAGGGGAUCGAAACAAAAAAUUUAACCAUAUAUUCAAAGUUACUAAGUCAAAAAAGGGCCAUAAUUCCAUAAAAAUGACAUCCAGAGUUAUGCAACUUGUCCUUUUACUGUACCCUUAUGAUAGUUUGCGAGUGUUCCAAGUAUGAAAGCAAUAUCUAUGAUACUUUAGGGGUAAAGUGGACCAAAACACAAAACUUAACCAAACUUUCAAUUUUCUAAGUAUAAAGGGCCCAUAAUUCCGUCCAAAUGCCAGUCAGAGUUACAUUACUUUGCCUGCACAGUCCCCUUACGAUAGUUAAUAAGUGUUGCAAGUAUGAAAGCAAUAGCUUUGAUACUGUAGAAAUAAAGUGGACCUAAACACAAAACAUAACCAAAUUUUCAAUUUUCCAAGUAUAAAAAGGGCACAUAAUUCUGUCAAAAUGCCAGUCAGAGUUACAUAACUUUGCCUGCACAGUCCCCUUAUGAUAGUUAGUAAGUGUCUUUAACCAAUCGUAUACGAGGAUUUUGACAUCAACACGUUUUCGCGAGAUGACUCCACUUCGAAGAAAACAACAAGUGACAGAAUUCUGGUGAUUUAGAUAUCAGGUGAUUUCGUUUCGUUUAACAUCGUUUAAUAUUAGUUUUAGUUUAAACCUUUUAUUUUAUUGUUGGAAAAUGUGGAACAGUUUGCAGUUGAAAUAAUAUGAAAGUGCCAAAACUGGCAAUAAACGUAAACUACCGACAGAUCUUGCUCAGUCCGAAUCCGAAAAAUCUAAAAAGUACGAGGAACACGGAAAAGAAAGAACCUUUUAUUGUCUUCCAUUGUUGACCAUGAAAAGUCCAAACCCCAUGUCAAGGCGGUAGCUAAAAAUGAACCAGUUGUAAAAUCAAAUGCUGGCAAAGCACUUCUUUCCUUAAAGUCUGCUGAGAGACAUGGGUUGACUUAUCUAUUUCGGAAUGUGCAUGCCAUUUGUAAACAUAUUAGACCCUUAACUGGCUACAUAUGGUUGAAACAAAUUGACAAAGCAAAAGGCCUAGAUGUUGGAACAACAUAUCAGACAGAGAAAGCUGCCCUUGUUUUUUUGUCUUCCAUUGCAGGUACAGAAAAGGCUAAAACCACCAAAUUGGUACAAACUUCCCCUUUCCUGUCAUUUAUGAUGGACGGUUCAACUGAUAUUUCCGGUGACGAGCAGGAAGCAGUGUUUGUUCGGGUUUGCAACAGAGGUCAUGUCACUGAGCGAUUUUUAACUAUUGGAACGCCAACCAGCACAUCAUCUGAGCAUCUCUUUGACUUUGUGAUCAAUCAUUUCGAAGAAUACAACAUUGAUGAAGACCGAUUGGCUGGAAUGGGAAGCGAUGGAGCUGCUAAUAUGGUUAGAGUUCGUACGGGGCUAUCCACUCGACUUCGUCAGGAGAUCAAUGCCGAAAUGGUCAACAUCCACUGCCUCUGUCACCGGCUAGAGCUCGCGUUUAGGGAUGUAGUGAAGUCCUCAAAAUUGUACGACAAACUUAUGACACUGUUGAUAGGCCUCCAUUACUUUUACAAGAAGCAGUACAAGAACAAAUCAGGUAUUCUGAGGGCUAUUGAAGCUGUUGGAAAUCAAGGCAGGUUGCCCCCUAGAGUGACGGGUACACGCUGGAUGCCCCAUUUGUUUAAUGGGAUCAACUGCCUAAUGCUGACAUUCAGAGCUUUUGAAGCCCACUUGUCAACUCUCUGCCACUCAGAUCCGAAAGCUGAAGGGUUGCUGAGAAUUAAUGCUAAGCAAAAGUUUUGUUGCGUUCAUGCUGUUCCUUCAGGUAAAUUUCAAACAUUAACAAAAAUGUUAAAAAUUUCUAGAACAAUUGUUGAUGUAUUUUUUUCUCUAGGUUUGUAAAUAUACAAGUAUAUACGUUGGGGGCAACGUAAGCAUGUGAUAUGGGUGAAGUCAUCGCAUUUAGCAGCUGCCAAUAAGGAACUCCACUGGCUAGUAGA
Molecule: messenger RNA, 2146 nt
Organism: Dreissena polymorpha
Lineage: Eukaryota; Metazoa; Mollusca; Bivalvia; Myida; Dreissenidae
Product: zinc finger protein 862-like
Exons: 2
Coding region: 1329-2048 (239 amino acids)
Source: RefSeq, a predicted model, not a curated record